Pogoniulus pusillus (Red-fronted tinkerbird) is the source of this 4317-nucleotide messenger RNA. Its product is annotated as cytochrome P450 2U1. The record is from RefSeq and is a predicted model, not a curated record. Gene Ontology annotation, biological process: xenobiotic metabolic process. Gene Ontology annotation, cellular component: cytoplasm; intracellular membrane-bounded organelle. The coding region runs from base 20 to 1585 and encodes 521 amino acids. The transcript has 5 exons. Gene Ontology annotation, molecular function: oxidoreductase activity, acting on paired donors, with incorporation or reduction of molecular oxygen, reduced flavin or flavoprotein as one donor, and incorporation of one atom of oxygen; steroid hydroxylase activity; heme binding. NCBI's taxonomy places the organism in Eukaryota, Metazoa, Chordata, Aves, Piciformes, Lybiidae.
CCGGGAGGGGGCGGCGGAGAUGGCUGCAUGGGCCUGGCUGCUCAGGGCCCCCACGGCCACCGAGCUGCUGCUACUGGCCUUGUGCUGGCUGGGCUGCUACUGGCUGCUGCGGCGGCCGCGGGCGCUGCCGGGGCUGCCGCCGGGCCCGGCGCCCUGGCCGCUGUUGGGUAACUUCGCCUUCGCCCUGCUGCCGCCGCCGCUGCUAAGGAGGUGGGCGGUGGAGGUACAGGAUGGCGCCCGGGGCUCCCCCGCCUUCUCCCCGCACGUCUUCCUCACUGGCCUCACCAAGAUGUACGGCAGCGUCUUCCGGCUCUUCGUGGGCAGCCGGCCCGUCAUCAUCCUCAACACCUUCGGGGCGGUGCGGGAGGCGCUGGUGCAGAAGGCAGAGGUGUUCAGCGACCGGCCCUCUGUCCCCAUGGUCGUCAUGAUCACGCACAAAAAGGGUGUUAUUUUUGCACCUUAUGGCCCUAUCUGGAAGCAACAGAGGAAAUUCUCUCUUUCAACACUGCGUCAUUUUGGAGUAGGAAGACACAGCUUAGAGCCUAAAAUCAUUGAGGAGCUCAAGUUUAUAAAGGAGGAAAUGCUGAAGCAUGGAAAGGAUUCAUUUAAUCCCUUUCCAAUCAUUCGCAACGCAGUGUCCAAUGUCAUCUGCUCCAUGGCCUUCGGCAAGCGGUUUAACUAUGAAGAUGAUGAGUUCAAGACAUUGCUGAAGAACAUGGCCCGUGCACUGGAGCUGAGCGUGAACAGCUACAUGAUCCUGGUUAAUAUCUGCCCCUGGCUGUACUACCUUCCCUUUGGACCUUUCUGGGAGCUUAGGAAAACAGAAUUAGAAAUUACAGCUUUCCUAAAGAAAAUUAUUGCGCAGCACAGGGAUACACUGGAUGCAGCACAUCCCAGGGACUUCAUUGAUAUGUACUUCAUCCAUGCAGAAGAAGAAAAGAACAACAAGGAGAGCAGCUUUAAUGAAGACUACCUGUUUUUUAUCAUUGGUGACCUCUUCAUCGCAGGCACAGACACUACUUCCAACACAUUACUGUGGUGUCUGCUCUACAUGUCUCUCUACCCAGAAGUACAAGAGAAGGUCCAUGCAGAAAUUGAAGAGGUUCUAGGACGUGACAGAGUUCCCUCUCUUGCCUACAAGGCUCAAAUGCCCUUCACGGAGGCAACCAUUAUGGAAGUGCAAAGGAUGACAGUGGUCGUUCCCCUUUCUAUCCCUCGGAUGGCCUCAGAAACUGCAGUGCUGCAGGGAUAUACUAUUCCCAAGGGCAGUGUAAUUGUGCCCAACUUGUGGUCAGUGCACAGAGAUCCUAACAUUUGGGAGAAACCAGAUGAAUUUCUGCCAUCAAGAUUUCUGGAUGAAAAUGGCCAGCUAAUUAAGAAAGAGACAUUCAUUCCUUUUGGAAUGGGUAAACGUGUGUGCAUGGGAGAGCAGUUGGCAAAAAUGGAGCUGUUCUUGAUUUUUGUGAGUUUAAUGCAAAGUUUUACCUUUUUGUACCCUGAAAAUGCUGCAAAGCCAUCUAUGGAGGGAAGGUUUGGUCUGACUUUAGCUCCAUGCCCAUUCAAUAUAAUAGCUCUGAAGAGAUGAUGAAAGAUCCGAAAAGAUAAGCAAAGAUAUUCUGCACUUUAAAAAUGCAGCUCUCUUUCCAGCUUGUUACUUUCCAGGAAAACACCAACUGCACAGGCUUUCAAAGUCAGUGAAAGUGAUCCAUUUAGACUUCUUCAAAGAGAAGAUCUCCUUUUUUUGUCAGCUAUUGCAUUCCACAAACAAACUGACACUACAGUUUCCAGUUUGCUGUUAAAACAUGCUGGACUUAACUCCUUUGUCUUUAAGCUCUUACUGGCAGUUUUUCAAGUGGUAAUACUGAGAGAAUGGUCCAAAAUAUCUGUAAAUGCCUUAAGAAAUAGUAAUUGUUAUUUCAAUAUAAGCAGAAUGCAAGCAUUUGAUUUAACAGACAGUGAAGGACAUCAUCUGAUAGUAAAAGGAUUAGCAUUUUCUGUAUGAAGAAACAUAAUAAUUGAGCUUAAAUGAUGACAAAUGCUUUUUUGGAAAUGACUAAAUGCCACUUCUUUUAACCUCAGAGGAUUCUUUCUUGCAAGUGACUGAUAGAUGCAUAUUGAAUCAAAUCAGUCUGGAUUCCUGGAUCUAAAUGUUCUUAACCAUUGGGGCUCACUUACAAGCAAGUAAUUCUGACUGUGAAAACUCCGGUUUGGAAACCAAAUGAAUCUUUGACUAUACCAUGUUCUGAACAUGAAAGGAGUGUGGUAGUGUCUGCAUGCAGCUGUUUUAUCUCAGAAUAUAAAUGAGAGCAUAUUUAUGUGACAGGAAACAGAAGUCUGUUCUCUGGUGCCAAGCAGAUAUUCCAGACAACAUCUGUGUUGCCACUUUGCAUUCACUGGUUUCCCCACAUCGAUAGCUAUAGUCUGGUUGAAACCAGACUUGGGAAAUAUCUGUGUGUGUAACCACAGAGUUGGGGCUUACACUCAGGUUUUUCACUGACAGUCCUUGUGGACAGCACUGCAACAACAUGUCUGGCUUUGAGAAGUGGAGCUUUACCUCCAAUACAGCAUCAGUAUGGCGUUACAGAUGUAUUUUACACAUUUAGGUAUGGAACAUCAGGAAUCUGACAGACUUGAGGUUUGAGGGUAAAGGCUUUCUCUUCUUUAUCUUCCAUAUGGAGUGAAAAGAUCUGUAGUUCCUACAGUAUUAGUACCACAGUUUUAGCACUGUUCACCAAUAUCAAACCAAUUGCCAAGGGAACCUACUGUUAGGUGUUUUGGAAAGGGGGCAAUUGGUCUUACCUUUUAGUUGAAAGAUAUCUCAAACAUCAGAAGCAAUAUUUUGGCAGGUAUGUAAGAGUUAACCUUUAAAUAAUUGUUCUUAAUCAUCCUUAAAUCUCUGUAUACACCUUUUGAUCUAGCAGAAUUUCACAUCACAGGAAAUAAAUACAUAUGAACUCUUGUAAGGAAUUGUGGGUUUCCCCCUCAUUGGAGAUCUAAAGAAUACUCCCAGUCCUCCUAAUGUCAAGUUACCUGACUGGAAUGUGAAAUUGACUGUAAAGUGGAAUUGGGUAUUCCACUGAAGAAAUUGAACCUGAAUUGUAAAAGAAGAGUCAACUCUUCAGCUUCAACUUCUUAUGUCACUUUUUGACUGGAAAUUUUCAGAGCCAGGUAGUGCCUAGCAAAGAUAGCAAGGUAGUUAUUUUGGAUUUAAAUGAAGGUUUUCUGUUACCUGUUUGUGAUAACAGUGACUUAAUUUCCAAAUUAGGUAUUUGGUUGGUCAGUUAUGUCACUGUGUGAGAAAUUCUUAUGUUUGCUAAUGUUUGCUCUUAUAGGUCAGCCCAUGCUUAUGGUAAUCUUUUUCUCUGUAUGAAAGUUUUGAAGACCCCAUAGCACAAUAAACAGUUGAGUUUGGUACCAAUGCUAGUAAACAUGCACUAAAAGCUGACAGUAUUGGAGCAGUAAGCACUUCAUUCUUUAACUUCGUAUUUUCCAAUGAGUAAACAGAUUGUGUACAGUUGGGAUUUUUGCCUGGAAAUCCUUACCAUGGAAUAUGCUUAAUUGGAAAGCUAUAAUUAAAUGCUGAUAAUAUUUAUCUUUGUGUUGAAAUACCUUUUAAAGCACCAUAAUGAUGUUGGUGUGCACCUGAUUGUGUGUAUGAAAUACCUGGCCUUUUAAUCAAGGAGGACACAUUUGAAAAGCACUUUAGUUUGGUGUUUUACAGGUUCCAAAGAAGACACAAUUAACAUAAUACCCUAAUAUGUACAUAAUUGUGCUAGUUUUGCCUGUUGGGUUUAGUUUAAAAAUGUCACCUUUCAAAAACUGUCUUUUGAAGUUACCCUCCUACAAAUAGUGCACUGGGAUGCAGUUUUUGGUGAUAUCUACAAUCAAGUGUUGCAUGGCAUGACAGGCUGAAGGUACUGAUGUCAUGGUGCAAACGUGUCAAUGUCUGCCAGAAUGCAAGAGGCUGUUGAAAUGGCCACUACAGAUCUGCCUUUCCUGCCUGCCAGAUGCACUGAAAUUUUCACAGGAUGCCAUAAAAGUAGCUAAACAAUAGCAUAAAAGCAAUUCAAUGUCUGUGGGUUUAGUGUGUCACCAUCUUUGUUAAACUGUAAGUAAAAUAGUAGCAGAUUUGGUUUGUAUCUGUAAAUAUAUCCUUCCCCUUAAGAAGAGGAAGCAUCUUAAAUGCCUUAUUGAAAAAUGUGUGUUUGUGUAAGUGGGUGGCCAGUUCUGAAUGCUGAAAGUGUUUCUAUAAAGGACUUCAGAAUUUGCUCCAGUGUAAUUUUAUUUUGAAUAAAGUAAUUCCCAAGUGUUUGACAA